AUGGAGCCCUCUAGGACACAUCAGAGUGUUGCGCACAAAGCGGAUCGCAGGGUGAGAGAACUUUACCGCUAUUAUCAGCCUGCUGGCCCCUCCGGCUUGAUUCCCUCUUGGCUGCCCCCGGGUGAAGAUUUACCGUCCUCUGGCUCUGCAGGGACCCCGAGCACCCCGGCUGCUGGCGAUGGCUCGACACAAGGCAGCAGUAGUGCCACCUCGCGCCCAUCCACUGCGGUAGGCCCAGAAGCGCUCGUGCUGGGUUCGACCAACAAUACCUUGACUUCAUUUGCGCAACUUGCGGCACUGCGUUUGAACGCAGAGCGCGCUUUUAUUGUCGUUCUUGAUCGAGACCGCCAGUAUAUUCUUGCGGAGGCUACGAAAUCGGUCAAUUUAAAUGAUAAAAAUGUACAUGACCACAAGGAUAACCUUUGGAUUGGAUCAACCGGAAGUCGCAGGGCAUGGAGCUUAUGCCAGGAAACUGCUGCUUUACCCCCAUCUGAUCGCGAAAACCCCCAUUACGAACAUCUUAUAGUCAAUAACCUGGCGGAACACGACCGUUAUAGCCAGCUACCUUUUGUUGCAACCGACCCGAAUUUUCGAUUCUUCGCGGGAACGCCGUUGACGACGGACAAUAACAUCAAUUUGGGAUGCUUUUUCGUGAUGGACAAAAAUCCCCGAAAUGGCUUGACAUCGUUGGAAAAGGAUACCCUCGGAUCGCUGUCGACAUUGGUGAUGGAUUAUAUGAAAAUUUGUCGACAGGCGUCCGAAGGCCGACGAGCGGCACGCCUUUCCAAAGGGCUGAGCUUUUUCGUUGAAGGAAGCUCGAGCUUCAUCGACAGUGUCGAUUCAUCCCGCGCAGAUAGUUGUCCUCCGCAUUCUGUAACGCCAGCGUCCACAAAUAAUCGUAUCAGCAUGUCCGGGGGAUCUCGUGGGAGUCACAAUUCUGACCGGCCUUCCCACGAGGUAUCGCAUAGCCCACCGAAUGACCGAUCUCUCAGCAGCGAUGCCCGAUCCAUGAGUUCCGGUGUUUCGGGCGCGUCGUUCUCGAAAGAGAAUACGGGAACUUCUGGCGCGGCUAGUUCGCUCCCGGAGUGGCUCACUAGCAGUAGCCGCAAUCGACUGCCCCCUGACGAUUCGCAUGGUAAUUCGUGGUGCUUCCGUCGUGCAGCGAACCUCCUUCGUGAAAGUCUCGAUUUGGAUAACGAUGGUGGUGUUAUCUUCUAUGAAGCCACCAACAACAACUUCAUGGAUGGGGAUGGUGGAAGUGACUGCUCUGGUAGUGAUACGGGUGGCCCUGCAACGAUUCUAUCCAUGUCUACCAACGAAGAUCCUUUCUCGCCUCGAGCCGGAUCGGCGGUUACGUCUCCAGCGGCAAAUCUGGAUCGGUCAUUCCUUAGCUUGAUCCUUCGGCGAUAUCCAAGAGGCAAGUUGUGGUCUUUCCAUCGUGAUGGCAUGAUCUCAACAUCCGAUGAUGAUGAUCAGAAGCCUCGCGAUGGGGGAACACCGUCUACCAAUCGUUCGCCCCCUGGUGCUCCGGCUAUCGAUGUCACAAAGCCGCUGGGCAAGAAGAAGAAGGCUGUGGAGAAUUCUUGGCUCAAUCAGUACUUCCCGGGCGCUACGCAGAUCAUGUUUGUACCCCUGUGGAAUGCAGUAAGCUCACAGUGGUUCGCUGGUUGCUUUUGCUAUACGACUCUCGAAACCCAAGUGUUCUCUUCUUCCGUUGAGCUAAGCUCCGUCCUUGGCUUCGGCUCGUCGGUUAUGGCUGAGUAUAGCCGCGUGGAAUCUCUUAUUGCCGAUCGACAGAAGGGUGACUUUAUCGGCAGUAUCUCUCACGAGCUCCGAAGUCCACUUCAUGGUAUCCUUGCGGCAGCUGAGUUCUUGAAUGGCACCCAUCUCAACGAAUUCCAAGACUCUCUUCUCGAAACAGUCAAUGCUUGUGGCAGAACACUCCUCGAUACAAUGAAUCAAGUUCUGGAUUUCAGCAAGGUAGUCUCUCUGGAGCGAACUUGGCGCUCUUUGAAACGGAGGAAGGAAUCCCCCCUUGAUUUCAAAGGGAACGACAAGCUCGCAUCUCAUCUGGACUCGUACGUGGAUACGGAUCUUGCCAUCCUGGCCGAAGAAGUUGUGGAGGGAAUCUGUCUCGGUCAUGCAUAUGGUCAAAGCUCUACCGCGUCUGCCGACCUGCCAGUUCUACUCUCUCACAAUAUCACGAAACAUGCGGGCGCUCGCAAUAAUGUUGACGUGUCGAUUGAUGUUCAACACCAGGACUGGGUAUACCGCACUCAGCCAGGUGCUUUACGUCGAAUCAUCAUGAAUAUAUUCGGCAACGCGAUGAAGUAUACCGAAGAAGGCCGAGUCUGUCUGACCCUAGAGGCUGUCAGUCAUUCCGAGGGUCGUUCCCGCCGACAGGGCCUAGAAGACAUGGUCACUCUGACAGUGUCAGAUACCGGAAGAGGCAUUUCGGAGGAAUUCCUGCGCGGCAAGCUGUACACGCCAUUUGCCCAGGAAGAUUCUCUUGCUGUCGGCACAGGGUUGGGCCUUUCUAUUGUACGCAGCCUUGUCAGGGCGCUGAACGGCCACAUCCGCAUUCGCAGUCGCCCCGGUGAAGGUACAAUUGUCCGCGUAACCUUACCCUUGGCACGACCGGUCGGUGAAGAGAGUCCACCAGUUGAGCCGCAUACCUAUAACGUCCAACAGCGCGAAAUCCUGACCCAAACGCUUACGCUUCGGGAAGGUUACCCUGGGAAACGGGCUGCCAUUUGGGGCAUCGACCCUGAGAACCUCGACCAGAAUGAAACGUCGGGUGGAAUCACCAAGUAUCUUACUGAAUGGUUUGGUAUUGAGGUCGUUGCCUGGCCUUGUUCGCUACCAUUGGACAUCUUGAUCAUACGAGAGAUUGAUCUCCAAGACUUGCGAAAAGUUGAGCUUUCUGCAACCCUUCCUUCUCUUCUGAUCCUUUGCUCCAAACCCGUGGAUUACAGCAUGGCGCAGUCUGAGUGGUUGCCUCUUGCUUCCUCCGUGGACAUCAUCAGACGCCCGUGCGGUCCCCACAAACUGGCUCGCAGCGUCUUGAAGUGCCUGCGAAACUCUCGAUCUGCGGUUGUCACGCCUGCGUGCGUGGCGAAAGAUCCCAUGGAUUCUAUGGAUCUCGUCAUUCGACCUCCACCAAUGACUUCUAGCCUUCCCUCUCCGACCAGCCCCUGCCCUAUUGACGACUCUCUCCCGGAUAUUGGGCCUGAGAAGACAAUCGGUACUGGCCCGACAUCUCUGGGCGAGCUUCCUCCUGACGCCCCGUCGGUCAUUUCCGCACCACCAGAAGUUAUCGCUGCCGCCCCUCUCCCUCGACCACUCGGCGAAGGGGCCAUUGAGACAAAGCGCCCGACACAGGUCCUCGUGGUGGAUGACAACCGCAUCAAUCUCAAUCUUAUGAUGACGUUCAUGAAGAAGCGUCAUCUUUCCGAACUUGUUGCGGCAGAGAAUGGCAAGCUAGCUGUGGAGGCAGUCGAGCGGAUGUCGACUGGCUUUGAUAUCAUUUUCAUGGAUAUGUCGAUGCCGGUUAUGAACGGGUUUGAAGCAACCCGUGCAAUCCGCGCACUGGAGCGAGAGAGCGAUGGCCGCAGGCCGGCAAUUAUCAUCGCUCUGACUGGACUGAGCAGUUCGCGCGAUGAAUCCGAGGCUUUGGCUUCCGGCGUGGAUUUCUUCCUUACAAAACCAGUAUCUUUCCGGAAGGUUUCCCGCCUUCUGGACGAAUGGGAAAGGGAUGGUCUUGAAAAGGAGCGGAAACAAGAAACAUGA
This is a messenger RNA of Penicillium cataractarum, 3789 nucleotides long. RefSeq lists its product as uncharacterized. The coding region runs from base 1 to 3789 and encodes 1262 amino acids. Gene Ontology annotation, molecular function: histidine phosphotransfer kinase activity; phosphorelay sensor kinase activity. The transcript has 3 exons. The record is from RefSeq and is a predicted model, not a curated record. Lineage: Eukaryota; Fungi; Ascomycota; Eurotiomycetes; Eurotiales; Aspergillaceae. Gene Ontology annotation, biological process: protein autophosphorylation; phosphorelay signal transduction system.